Molecule: messenger RNA, 1060 nt
Organism: Parasteatoda tepidariorum (common house spider)
Lineage: Eukaryota; Metazoa; Arthropoda; Arachnida; Araneae; Theridiidae
Product: glucose dehydrogenase [FAD, quinone]
Molecular function (GO): flavin adenine dinucleotide binding; oxidoreductase activity, acting on CH-OH group of donors
Source: RefSeq, a predicted model, not a curated record
GUUAUUUGGCGUCACCAGAGGGUGUGAUAGCGUUGGCGUUUCUAAAGGAUUCAUAUAUCAGACCAAAAAUAGAUUUUCCAAACUAUGAGCUCUACUUUUUUCUGGGUAGUGCAGCAGAUUUAAAAAGAAAUUUUAAUAUACAAGAAUAUGCAUUAGACCAAAUAUUCGCUCCGUACGAAAACAAGACAUUUCUUACUUGCUUCGCUUCUGUUAUUCAGCCAAAAAGUAGAGGAUAUGUAAAGUUAUUGUCUUCCAAUCCUGAAGAUCCUCCUCUUAUUGAUCCUAAUUACUUCGCAAAUCCACAGGACUUAAAAGAUAUGGUUGAAGGAAUGAAGACUUGUCACAGAAUUGCGAUGACAAAGCCGUUGCAAAAUGUUGGUGCAAGACCAUUUCAAACUGUGUAUCCUGGCUGUGAGAAAUAUUUAGGCAAUACAGAUGGCUAUUUUGCAUGCCAAGCUGGAUCUAUUGUCACCACUAUGAGUCACGCAGUUGGUACAGCGAAAAUGGGUGCAAUAAAUGAUCCAUCUACCGUGGUUGAUCCAGAAUUAAAGUAAACGUUUAUCUUUAUGCUUAUUUAAUCUUGUUUUAUUCUCUGUAAAAUAUCCAUGAUUGUGAACUGUGGAAUACCAUGACUUGCGGGUACAUGGUUUUGAAGGAUUAUUCCUCAUGGAUAUAUUAUACCAAAAUGAUUGGUGAUUCGAAAAAUCAAUAAAAGAAAAAGGGAAGCAGAUAGGAAAUAUACGGUUUGCUACAUUCUGCUUAAAGGAAUCAGAUAAUUCAUUAUCAGGACUUUAAAUAAGUUAAAAACUUUGUCAAUAGAUGGCGAUACUGAGUAGGAAAAACUACGGAACCUUUUUUUUCCCACUACAUGUGAAGACAUUCAACUGAAACCUUUAUACGGACGCAUUUGUUUUUAUUUAAAAAGUCUAAUUUUUUAUUCCUAGUUUUGUUUUUAACCUUAUUUUUACAAGAUUUCAAUUAAAAGUCUAAUGAAAUGAUUAUGGAUCACCCAGCUGAUAAAAAGAAACAUAUUUGUUGCUUACCUUAUUUGUGAUGCCAG